GUAUAUACAUUUUUACCAUACAUUGAAAAUGACAUUUAAAAAAAAAAGGAAAAAGUAAAUUAUAUUUGCGAUAUUGUAAAAGUACUUUACACAAGAUAUUAACGCAAGUAUUGAUUAAAUUUUGAGAUAAAUAAUUGAUAACAAAAGAGGGCGCUGGAUGGCGCAUUAGAACGAACAUGGUUUUUACGCAUCAUGUCACGUUAUAUUUUUACACACUAUUUCGUGUAAAUGAAAAAAAAGUAUAAUUUGUUUUUCGUUUCUUGAAAUUAUAUUUCGAUAUAAUAUCAUUUUUAAUUAUUUCUUUUUAUAUAGUGAUAUAAACACAAAAGUAUAUGGUAUGUGAAAGUGAAUGAUAUAUUUUUAACUUGGACCCACUAAAUAGGCUAUGUUGCAAGUUUAAGUAGUAAUCUGAAUAUAAUUUGGAAAAAGAGAAGGAUAAUUAAAUAUUAGCUGAAAAUAUUUAUAUCCAUAAAAAGAAAUGGAUGAAUUACCACUUACCGAAAAUCAGUUAUUACAGAAACAUAAACGAGAACGGAGAGAAUUACAAGCUCAGAUACAGGUAUUGAAGAAAUCAAUCUGUAAAGGUGAUAAAAAGAAGAAAAAAGAAGUUACAGAUGAAAUUGCACGUAAAGAAGAAAAUUUAGAAAGGAAGCAAGAUGAAGAAUUAGCAAGGUGGAAAAUAUCCCAAGUUGCACUGAAUGAUACAGAUGCAGAGAAUUUAGAAGAAACAUGUGAUAUAAAUGAUAUAGAAUCGAAAGAAUCUGAAAGAAUACGACAGAGAACUUCUAAAGCUCAACGAAGAAGGUAUAAAAAAGAAAAUGCAGAAAGAGAACGUAAUCAAAGAAUUAUAGAGCAGGAAGCAUUUGAUAUAUAUGGUAAAAGAAAUGUUGAGAUGCAAUCUAUACAAAAAAUUCUUUACGAACGUGAUUUAACGUUAUAUGAAAUUCCAAGUGAUGGUCAUUGUUUAUACAAUGCAGUUGCACAUCAACUUAAAAUACUUGGAGAUAUUCCAUUUAGCCUAUGUGAUCUAAGAAUGAAAACUGCCAUAUAUUUAAAACAAAAUAGAAAUGAUUUCUUACCAUUUAUUUCAAAUCCAGAUUCUGAUCAGUUAUUGUCACCUGAGCAGUAUGAAAAAUAUUGUAAUGACAUAGUUGAAACUUGUGCUUGGGGUGGUGCAAUUGAGUUGCAAGUACUGUCGCGUAUUUUGGAACGUCAAAUUGAGGUCAUCCAAGCAACAGGUACCCCCUAUAUCGUUGGAGAUGAAUUCAGUAAGAAAAAAAGAAUAAUAUUAACUUACCAUCGUUACAUGUAUGAAUUAGGUGCUCAUUAUAAUUCUGUUACAAAAUUUGUAAAAGAAGAUGAAAGCUGAUCAUACAUUCUAUUAUACUUAAACAACAUUUAUCUUAAUACGACCAUGAAUGUAUUAUAUAACGUGAUAAAUAAUUCUGAUUUAAUUUUACAUACAUUAGAUUUAUUAAAUAUAUUAAGAUUGAUAAGUACGUUAAAAUAACUAAUAGUAUCCAAUACUUAAUUUUCUCAAAUCAUGCAAAUAUUAUGACUAUAUUAAUGUUUUAUAGAUUUAAUAUGGUAAUAAAAUACAAUAGUCAAAUCCA
Messenger RNA from Vespa crabro (European hornet), 1613 nucleotides. Its product is annotated as deubiquitinase OTUD6B. The record is from RefSeq and is a predicted model, not a curated record. The coding region runs from base 479 to 1369 and encodes 296 amino acids. The transcript is spliced from 4 exons. Gene Ontology annotation, biological process: protein deubiquitination. Lineage: Eukaryota; Metazoa; Arthropoda; Insecta; Hymenoptera; Vespidae. Gene Ontology annotation, molecular function: cysteine-type deubiquitinase activity.